Zymoseptoria tritici IPO323 is the source of this 792-nucleotide messenger RNA. RefSeq lists its product as uncharacterized. Bases 1 to 792 code for a protein of 263 amino acids. Lineage: Eukaryota; Fungi; Ascomycota; Dothideomycetes; Mycosphaerellales; Mycosphaerellaceae. The transcript has a single exon. The record is from RefSeq and is a predicted model, not a curated record.
AUGUCGCUCCAUGCACCGCCAAAGAAAUCAACCCACACCAACCGCCUCUCAAAUGCUCUCCUCACGGCUCGCUCCAGCUUUUCCGCGGACACGACCUCGCCUAUCCGCCUCUCCUCGCGGGUCCUCACUUCCCUCCACACAACUAGCGCUUCACUCCUCAAGCAACUCCUGCGUCUGUCCAAACGCCCCGGCUCCGAAGACUACGACAUGAUCCACAUCCGCACAUCUCCCAAGACUACCCUCACAGACGACUACAAGCUCUCCGCCACCUACGACACCGUCCUCCCGCGGCAGCACUUCCACUUCGACAUAUACCGCUCCCUUCAGAAGCUCAACGCCGCGGAGGACGUCAUUCAAACAACUGGCUUCACCGUGAGUAGCUCCCUGCAGGAGAUCAAUCUCAUAUUCCUCCUCCUCCAUCUCCGCGGAGCAGCAGACAGCUAUGAGAUAAAGGACGAAGCUUCACACGAGCCGACGAUUGUCCGCACGAUGAAUGAAGAUCACAUCAUCCAAGCCUUCAAGAUGCUGACCUCGAACUUUACCAUGUUUCUCGUCCAUCGGCCGGAGGACGGGGGAAGGCAGAGACUUGCGCUCGUCAGAUUCGAGGAUAGGGUGGUUGGGAACAGGGAGCUGGAGGUUGCGACACAGGUGUGGUAUCAUCCGGAACUCGCCGAGGGACCGCUGUUUCCAGGAGAGCUCGAGAUGAAGAAGGUACCCAAUCGAAAGAUCAAGAGGACGGCACCGCGAAGCGGAGACGAGGGCCGUAAGAGGAAGCGGCAGAAGCAGGAGUAG